CGCUCGUCGUCGUUGCAGUGUCGCACCAACCACGCCGCCGCACGCAGUCGCGGGAAGACAGGUGCACCGUGCACUCCUUUCUUAUUGGACCUUCCUUUUGCUUCUGCCCACAACAGUCUCUACAUCCUCGCUGUGUUGUCUCGAGUGUCUGUGAGGAAGAAUGGAACGUUCAAUUCCAGAGGCUGCAGAAUGUGAUCUCUCCAUUCCAAUUCCAAGGGGUGGACCCAUUUACGUUCCUAACAUGGUCGGCCCCUCCACUAGGGUUCCUCACUUUCAGACUUGUCUUCUUUCUGAACUUCGGAAUCUCGAGGCUGAAUUGUCUGAAGAUUUUUCUCACCUUGAUAUCUCGGUGGAUGACCUUAAAAUAUUUACAGAGGAUGACUUAAUGGAUAUGGCUCUCAAAGAAGUAUUUCAAGGUAGGGAGAACGAUGAAAAUCAUCCUCCGCUUCUGGACCAACCCAAUGCGAGCAGGUUCGGUGAGAAGAAAUCAAAUAGAAAGAGGAAGGGAACAAAUGAUUCUGUUCUUGAACUUGGCCUCAGUAGCUGGUGUUACAUGUCAGCUGAUCAUCAAAGUGAUUGUAUAGAAAAGGUGGAACAAGUGGUGAGAAUCAAACAGAAGCAAGAAGAAGACAAAGCAUCAGUCAAACUUCAUUCAUUUGAUCGCAGGAUCAAUGAAGCUGUCCAUAAAUCAACUAGAACAGAAAGGAUGAGGACCCUUAGGUCUACAAGUUCUACCAGAAAGGUCAACACUGCCAGCCUUCAGGAACACUUACCUGUGCUGUAUCCAGAAGUUGUUCUAUCUGUAGAGGUUUACCAUAAUGUUCGAAAGGGUACCAAGAUCCAAGAGUUGUUAGUUCUUGGAGGUCAGACCUUAACUGCUCUGAGGGACAAGAUUUUUUGCUCAACGGACCAGGUGAUGCACAAAGCUGGGCAGCAUGAUCCUUCUGGUUAUUUUCUCAUCGAAGAUGUAUUCUGUCCCGAUUUGAGGGAUCCGUCUGCUAUUGAUCUCACAAGACCUAUACUGGAUUGGCUCAGAGACUCCAAGGAGGAGGCCCAAAAGAAAUGGGAAUAUAUUAUAACUGGGGAACUGCAGAAGAAACAAAAGGCAAUCAUGGGUGAGAAAUCUGCAUCACAAUUGCCUCAUUUUAGAUCCAUUGAGAUGCAUAAGAUACGUUUUUGUGACUUAAGCUUUCAACUUGGUGCUGGAUACCUCUAUUGUCAUCAGGGUGACUGCACCCAUACCUUAGUGAUACGAGAUAUGAGGUUAAUUCACCCUGAAGACGUUCAUAAUCGAGCUGUUUAUCCAAUAAUCACGUUUCAGUUGAAGUUGCGUUUUCAGAAAUGCAAUGUUUGCAAAAUAUUCAGAGCUACAAAGGUCACGGUGGAUGACAAAUGGACACCAGAAAACCCUUGUUAUUUCUGUGAUGAAUGUUUUUCCCUACUUCACCAAGCAGAUGAUGGCACUCUAUUAUAUACUGACUUUGUAGAGUAUGAUUACAACCAUGAUUAAUUGCUGUUAGCCUUGGAAGAACACCCACAGGCAACUAAAGUUCUUUACAAUAAUCUUAUAGAAAAUUGUUUUUUCAUUGUGUAUUGAAUUCUGUAUCUUUGGAAAUUAAAAUCUAUAAUGAGGUCCACAGGGUAGGAGAUAAAUUGUGUCAACCAUGGAGAUGUAUUGUAUAUGUACAAAUGUUUAUGAUCAUGUUUUUCAGAUCUACUGCAAGUAGAACUAUAGAAAAGAAUAGGUUCAGAUCAUGUUUUGUAUCAUACCAAAAAACAUUAAAAUACUAUUCAGUUUCUACCUCUA
Molecule: messenger RNA, 1807 nt
Organism: Glycine soja
Lineage: Eukaryota; Viridiplantae; Streptophyta; Magnoliopsida; Fabales; Fabaceae
Product: snRNA-activating protein complex subunit
Exons: 13
Coding region: 161-1510 (449 amino acids)
Biological process (GO): snRNA transcription by RNA polymerase II; snRNA transcription by RNA polymerase III
Cellular component (GO): snRNA-activating protein complex
Molecular function (GO): bent DNA binding; core promoter sequence-specific DNA binding; RNA polymerase III type 3 promoter sequence-specific DNA binding
Source: RefSeq, a predicted model, not a curated record